Molecule: messenger RNA, 333 nt
Organism: Clunio marinus
Lineage: Eukaryota; Metazoa; Arthropoda; Insecta; Diptera; Chironomidae
Source: the annotation of a GenBank genome assembly
AUGCAACUUGAGCAUUACAUUCAAUUAUUACACAGUGGAGAGUUUCGGCAAUUUGAUUAUCGAUGGAAGAAUUUAGCACGUUAUAAUAUGACGACACCACCAAGAUACAAUCUCGAGGCUAUCACUAUACCAAUUUAUAUUUAUACAGGAAAAGAAGAUUUGCUUAUAUCACCCAUUGAUGUGAAUCGUCUGGUAAGGACGUUACCUAAUGUCCAACACUACGAAUUAGUUCGAAAUUAUAAUCAUAUUGAUUUCACUUAUGCUAAAAGUGCUAGAAAAAAUGUUUAUAAAAAGAUUUUAGGAUUUAUUGAAAAUCCAAAAGAAAAUCAAUAA